Messenger RNA from Oenanthe melanoleuca, 984 nucleotides. RefSeq names its product neuropeptides B and W receptor 1 (gene NPBWR1). Gene Ontology annotation, cellular component: neuron projection; membrane. The record is from RefSeq and is a predicted model, not a curated record. Bases 1 to 984 code for a protein of 327 amino acids. NCBI's taxonomy places the organism in Eukaryota, Metazoa, Chordata, Aves, Passeriformes, Muscicapidae. Gene Ontology annotation, molecular function: neuropeptide receptor activity; neuropeptide binding. The transcript has a single exon. Gene Ontology annotation, biological process: neuropeptide signaling pathway.
AUGGAGAACUUCUCCCUCCCUGAAAUAAAUUCUUCAUGUGCAGACUGCACUGGGAGAGGACACUGGAGUCUGAACACAUCCACUACUCCACCAAGCCCCAGGUACUACAUCACAGUGCCUGUCAUCUACUCAGUCAUCUGUGCCGUGGGACUGACAGGCAACACCGCUGUCAUCUACGUAAUCCUCAAGGCACCAAAGAUGAAAACAGUGACCAAUAUCUUCAUCCUCAACCUGGCCAUUGCUGAUGAGCUCUUUACCUUGGUGCUGCCCAUCAACAUUGCUGACUACCUGCUCCUGCAGUGGCCCUUUGGAGAGUUCAUGUGCAAGCUCAUCAUCUCCAUAGACCAAUACAACAUUUUCUCCAGCAUCUACUUCCUGGCUGUCAUGAGCAUUGACCGCUACCUUGUGGUGGCGGCCACCACCAAGUCCAGGAAGGUGUCCUACCGCACCUACCGAGCUGCCAAGAUUGUGAGCCUGUGUGUCUGGUCCUUUGUCACUGUCAUCAUCCUGCCCUUCACUGUCUUUGCUAAGAUCCACAAGGAGCAGGGGCGCUCCCAGUGCGUCUUCGUGUUCCCACACCCCGAGAGCGUGUGGUGGAAAGGCAGCCGCAUCUACACCCUUGUUUUAGGCUUUGUCAUCCCAGUGUCCACCAUCUGCACCCUGUACACCACCAUGCUGUGCAGACUGAGACAAGUGCAGCUCCACUGCCAUGCCAAAGCUCUGGACAAAGCCAAAAGGAAGGUGACACUGAUGGUGGCUGCUAUCCUGGGUGUGUGCCUGUUCUGCUGGACGCCCUUUCACCUUAGCACAGUGGUGGCCCUCAUCAUGGACAUCCCACAAACUCCCCUUGUCAUUGGGAUUUCCUACUUCAUCACCAGCCUAAGCUAUGCCAACAGCUGCUUCAACCCUUUCCUGUACGCCUUUCUGGAUGACAGCUUCAGGAGGAGCUUUUGCAAACUGAUGGAUCGCAGAGCUGCCUCCUAG